Molecule: messenger RNA, 2034 nt
Organism: Closterium sp. NIES-65
Lineage: Eukaryota; Viridiplantae; Streptophyta; Zygnematophyceae; Desmidiales; Closteriaceae
Source: the annotation of a GenBank genome assembly
AUGGAAUCUGGGAGAAGGGGAUGGAAUCUGGGAGAAGGGAUUGAAUCUGGGAGAAGGGGAUGGAAUCUGGGAGAAGGGGAUGGAAUCUGGGAGAAGGGGAUGGAAUCUGGGAGAAGGGGAUGGAAUCUGGGGAGAAGGGGAUGGAAUCUGGGAGAAGGGAUGGAAUCUGGGAGAAGGGGAUGGAAUCUGGGAGAAGGGGAUGGAAUCUGGGAGAAGGGAUGGAAUCUGGGAGAAGGGGAUGGAAUCUGGGAGAAGGGGAUGGAAUCUGGGAGAAGGGGAUGGAAUCUGGAGAAAGGGGAUGGAAUCUGGAGAAGGGGAUGGAAUCUGGGAGAAGGGGAUGGAAUCUGGAGAAGGGGAUGGAAUCUGGGAGAAGGGGAUGGAAUCUGGGAGAAGGGGAUGGAAUUUGGGAGAAGGGGAUGGAAUCUGGGAGAAGGGGAUGGAAUCUGGAAGAAGGGGAUGAAUCUGGGAGAAGGGAUGGAAAUGGGAGAAGGGGAUGGAAUCUGGGAGAAGGGGAUGGAAUCUGGGAGAAGGGGAUGGAAUCUGGAGAAGGGAUGGAAUCUGGGAGAAGGGGAUGGAAUCUGGGAGAAGGGAUGGAAUCUGGGAGAAGGGGAUGGAAUCUGGAAGAAGGGGAUGGAAUCUGGGGAGAAGGGGAUGGAAUCUGGGAGAAGGGGAUGGAAUCUGGGAGAAGGGGAUGGAAUCAGGAGAAGGGGAUGGAAUCUGGGAGAAGGGGAUGGAAUCUGGGAGAGAGGGAUGGAAUCUGGGAGAAGGGAUGGAAUCUGGAGAAGGGGAUGGAAUCUGGGAGAAGGGGAUGGAAUCUGGGAGAAGGGGAUGGAAUCUGGGAGAAGGGGAUGGAAUCUGGGGAUGGAAUCUGGGAGAAGGGGAUGGAAUCUGGGAGAAGGGGAUGGAAUCUGGGAGAAGGGGAUGGAAUCUGGGAGAAGGGGAUGGAAUCAGGAGAAGGGGAUGAAUCUGGGAGAAGGGGAUGGAAUCUGGGAGAAGGGGAUGGAAUCUGGGAAGGGGAUGGAAUCUGGGAGAAGGGGAUGGAAUCUGGGAGAAGGGGGAUGGAAUCUGGGAGAAGGGGAUGAAUCUGGGAGAAGGGGAUGGAAUCUGGGAGAAGGGGAUGGAAUCUGGGAGAAGGGGAUGGAAUCUGGAGAAGGGGAUGGAAUCUGGGAGAAGGGGAUGGAAUCUGGGAGAAGGGGAUGGAAUCUGGGGAGAAGGGGAUGGGUGAGGAAUCGGGAGAAGGGGAUGGAAUCUGGGAGAAGGGGAUGGAAUCUGGGAGAAGGGGUGGAAUCUGGAGAAUGUGAUGGAAUCUGGGAAAGGGAUGGAAUCUGGGAGAAGGGGAUGGAUUGGGGAAAGGGGAUGGAAUCGGGGAAAGGGGAUGGAAGGGAGAAGGGGAUGGAAUCUGGGAGAAGGGGAUGGAAUCUGGGAGAAGGUGAUGAAUCUGGGAGAAGGGGAUGGAAUCUGGGAGAAGGGGAUGGAAUCUGGGAGAAGGGGAUGGAAUCUGGAGAAGGGGAUGGAAUCUGGGAGAAGGGGAUGGAAUCUGGGAGAAGGGGAUGGAAUCUGGAGAAGGGAUGGAAUCUGGGAGAAGGGGAUGGAAUCUGGGAGAAGGGAUGGAAUCUGGAGAGGGGAGGAAAUCUAGGAGAAGGGGAUGGAAUCUGGGAGAAGGGGAUGGAAUCUGGGAGAAGGGGAUGGAAUCUGGGAGAAGGGGAUGGAAUCUGGGAGAAGGGGAUGGAAUAUGGGAGAGGGGGAUGGAAAAUCUGGAAGAAGGGGAUCUGGGGGAGAAGGGGAUGGAAUCUGGGAGAAGGGGAUGGAAUCUGGGAGAAUGGGAUGGAAUGGGGAGAAGGGGAUGGAAUCUGGGAGAAGGGAUGGAAUCUGGAGAAAGGAUGGAAUCUGGGAGAAGGGGAUGGAAUCUGGGAGAAGGGGAUGGAAUCUGGGAAAGGGGAUGGAAUCUGGGAGAAGGGGAUGGAAUCUGGGAGAAGGGAUGGAAUCAGGGAGAAGGGGAUGGAAUCUGGGAGAAGGGGAUGGAAUCUGGGAUAA